Messenger RNA from Penicillium arizonense, 12177 nucleotides. It is a transcript of the gene tom1, whose product is annotated as E3 ubiquitin-protein ligase TOM1. The coding region runs from base 1 to 12177 and encodes 4058 amino acids. The transcript is spliced from 4 exons. Gene Ontology annotation, molecular function: ubiquitin-protein transferase activity. NCBI's taxonomy places the organism in Eukaryota, Fungi, Ascomycota, Eurotiomycetes, Eurotiales, Aspergillaceae. The record is from RefSeq and is a predicted model, not a curated record. Gene Ontology annotation, biological process: proteasome-mediated ubiquitin-dependent protein catabolic process; protein polyubiquitination; positive regulation of protein catabolic process.
AUGGGGAGAAUUAAGAAGGUAGCCAGCCAAAAGCAUGAGGCUACAAUCUCACCUUUUUUGCAAGAAUUCAUAGGACGUGCUACGAGUCUUCCUAUUCCCGAGCUCCCGUCUCUCUUCAACACAUUCCCGAAGUUAUGGCCGUUCCCGCGCGGUGAUCUCUACCACUGGAUCAAUGUCCUGGACCGGUUCGACGAGAUUUUGGCCUCGGCGGUCGAGAAAUAUUUCCUGAACACUGGUCCCCAGACCCAGUCGUUCACUCGAAGCGUUCUGGAGGAAUCAUAUUCGGCCGAUGAGAGCAAAAAGCCAGCGGAGGGCGUUGAUGCCAAGUUGAAUGCUCUGGGAUACGGCCCCGAUGGAGACCGGGAGCUUCUAGAAGCAAUUUUAGAAUUCUCGCGUCUUUUGCUCGAGAAAUGUGGUAACCGCAGUCUCUAUAGCAGCAGCGAUCGCCUGGGUGACCUGUUGAACACUACAUCAUUGUCUCUUCUCCAGUCUACAUUGCGCCUCUCUCUCUGCCUGGCCCAAAGAUAUCAUUCCCGUCAGCGUGGCGCUCACCAGCAGUCAGUAUUGCAAUCUCACUAUGCUCUUGACCUUGAAAAGUUGCAGAAGAUUGCCGCACCUUUCCCACGUCCAAUCCUCGCCGGUAAAGCACAGCCCACCGCCUCUCCCGCCAUUUCAGCUAAGGGCAAGGAGAAGGCUGUUCAAACUAAGAUCAAUGCCAAUGAGUUAGUUUCUCUUGUGCGUGACAGUGAGGGCUGGGAGGAAUGGGGUGAUGUUCGAGUUCUCUAUUAUCCUUCUGGAUCAUUUGAACAGACAAGAACGACAUCCGAAUAUGGUCAGACGGAACAUGGCUCACACGUUCCAACUACACCCACUCCGCUGCGACGAAGCGCAACACAUCCCGCUUCUCAAUUGAGCCGCACUGAUGAUUCACCGGCUGCCCCAGCCACAGGUGGGAAGGCAGAUGAGGCAACUCGUGGGGGCAAGGUCUUAGAAAUCUCCUACUCUAAGGUCUCUUCCGCGAAGUUGGAGGAUAUUCUUGCAGCUAACCUCCCUCAUCUUCCCCUUGAGUCAAAAUAUGAGCUGCUUCACAAACUUCGAGUUGCUCAGGCAUUGACAGGCUCCCGUGCCACUCGUGAACAGAUUCUGUCCAUCAAGGCCCUCGCAGUGACUAACCUGGCCCAUGUUCAGCCGGAGAGCUCUUUCCAGCAAAAAGUUCUUCAAUAUGACAUGGAGCAACCGAAACGCCUUCAGCUUGCUUACCAGCUGGCCGAAUUGGUUCAUCUCGGUGCCAGUGGUGACCUCGAGGUCUCGCGACUUGUCCAGACUUUAGCAAUCCAGGCACUGGACUCAUUGGCGAAGCACAAGUCUCGCGCCGUCGACGUUUGUGCAGCUUUGAGUGUCAAUGUCAACCACGGAGUCCUCAUGUUCUUGACCCGGAAAAUGGUCAACGAACUCAGCGAAGAAGGGGAGGAUACGGAUGCUGCAUACUAUGAUGAGUGGCGUGAUGCUUUGCUUGCACUCCUGCGCACCCUUCCAAGCUCAAGUACACGUACACCAGACACUCUGGUUGCAGCUGGUCUGAUCCCUAUGUUUGUUGACAUUCUGAAUUUGCGCAACGAGAAAUCGCGCCGUGUGUAUUCCCGCAUCAUGGAGUUCCUUGAUACCUUUGUGCAUGCGGUCCGGGAUGCCCUGGGAACAUUGACAACCGCCAAAGGCUUUGACGCAAUGUCUGACCUGAUUGACUACGAAACCAAAACCGCUUUCGAAAAGGUCAACCGCGGGGAGGGUUUUCCUGCUCAAUACAAGAACCCAUCGGUUGAUUAUCAAAUUCCCUACUUCCAACAGCAGACCCUUCGCUGGAUGUUCCGUUUCGUCAACCACAUCAUGCAGCACAAUGGUGGCGGCUUCGAUCGUGUGUUACGCAACUUGAUUGACUCUCCCCAAUUGCUGACUUCUCUCCGCCUUGUGUUCGAGAAUGCUCGUGUGUUCGGUUCGCAUGUAUGGAGUACCGCCGUCAACAUUCUCAGCAGCUUCAUUCACAAUGAGCCUACUAGCUAUGCCGUCAUCGCCGAGGCUGGUCUCAGCAAGAGUCUUCUCGCUGCUGUUAUGGGCCGUGAACUCCAGGUCGUCGAGAAGCCUCCCGCCGUGGAGUCCGAGGGUCACGCAGCAGAAGGCGAAUCUGCUUCUCAGCCGCCUACCGCUGAAGCUGCCACCCAGUCAGAGGGAAAAAAGAAAGACCGCGAAUAUGCUCUUGUCAGGCCAAAGGGUACUCCUCUUGCCCCUGGCAUCAUGUCCGCAGCCGAUGCUCUUGCUUGUAUCCCCUCUGCAUUUGGAGCUAUCUGCCUGAACUCCUCUGGUCUAGACCUUUUCCAGUCUUCCGAUGCCCUUGAAAGCUUCUUCGAGAUCUUUGAAAACCCCGAUCAUGUCAAAUGCUUGAAGGACGACCCUGAGCUUGUCCGUUCACUAGGCACGACUUUCGAUGAGCUUGUUCGACACCACCCGGCAUUGAAGACCUCUAUCAUGUCUGCGGUACUCGUCAUGGCUGCCCGUGUUAACGUUCUCGGUCGUACCAAGGCCUGGGAGCAGGGAAUGGGAACUAAGCUGUGGACUGAAGAUGCUGUCGGCAACAAGAGCCUUUCCGGAGAUAUCUCUUCGUUGUUCCGGGAAAUCGGCACACCCGCUGACGCGUCAGUCGAUGACCCUACGACCCUAGGUGCUCCUCAGCUCAAUUCUCACGAUCUCCCCAACGGCGCGAAGCUGGUCGUUGGUGAUCUGAGCCAUGUUCUUCCUUCGCCAGGUCCCGAUUUCGAACCUAAAGACAAGGAUGAACAUGGACUUACUGCUACCGACUACUUGUUCCCGGCUACGCGUUUCCUGGGCGCUUUCUUCGAAAACCAGGUUAAUUGUACUGCAUUUAUUCAGGCUGGCGGCGCAGAGUUCCUUCUGGAUCUCGCAACUCUCCAAAGCUUGGCAUUUGAUUUCCACAGUACCAAUGCUAACCAGGAGAUCACUGUUCUUGUUCACAUGCUUGCGGAGACAAAGCCUCACCUUGUGCUUCCGUCUCUCCUUCGCCGCGCCCAGUCCGCAGUGGAGAAUCUUUCGGCCUUCUGGACUGCACCCAGCGGAUCGGGAUUCUUUACGUCGUUGAUUAAACCAGCAGACUCAAAGGACCCAGCCCUGGAACCUACCGCCGCCGCUCAAUCUGGAACAUUCUUUGUCAGACACUUGAAUGCCGUUCUUCUCCUAACCGAUGUCCUUCGUGAGACCUUCGCGUUGCCCUUGUACCAAACCCGACCUGGCCAAUCCACUUCCAUAUUCGGCCAAGUCAACCUCGCGGAUCAAUAUUGCAUUCUCAUCAAUUCGCUGAGCAACCUUCUUGCUUCUUGCGUGUGGGAAGGCAUCUUGCUGGAGAAGAACAUCCCCGAGAAGUGGCUCAAGGCUACGCAGGAGACUGCUGAUAAAUCCUCCUCUGGAAAGGCCAAGACUACUCCUCAGGAGCCUCCAGCAACCCCUGGCGCUGAUUCUCGACCUCAAAGCUCCGGUGCCCCAGAAGCUGGACAAGCUCAACCAGGCCAGGAACCAAAAGAAGACGACACUCCCGUGGACGAAGAAAACGUCAACUUCAAGAAUGCUCGCACACUUCGCUACCUUCUCAGUGCAUUGCCCACCUCGAUUACAGGAUUCUUGCACAACCUCGGACUUGGCCUUAUUGGCAAGCGACGCAUGGACCCUCUUCAGAAACAGAGACAGAAUGGUAGUUUGGUUGCAGAGGCCAUCGCUGAGGGUGUUCUUCGCCAAUUAGAGUUUGAGCCUGCGAACUCCAGUGAUAGCCACAAGCACCGGUUUGCCUAUCUGAUUGUCGUCCUUUCCCACUUCUCCCACCUUCUCUAUGAAAUUCCCACGGAGCGUCCUAGUUCGAACUACUUGACAUCAGUCCUCAUUGCAUUCAAGAAGAACAACGGCCUCAAAGUGUUGAAAGACAUUUGUGACGUGUUCUUGAACGACAUCAAGUCCCUUCCCUCUGCUGAGUCCAUCCCCGACGAGGACAAAGAGCUUGCUAACCGGCUUGCAUCGGGUUAUGGUGGAAUCAAGAUUAUUCUUGGGCUCUUCGCGGACCUGACUACUGGAAAAUACAUUGUGGACUCUAGCCAGACACAAGCCUUGACCAGUCACCCCGAGCGUGACCGUGAUCGCCCCGAAUACUUCCAGCCAGGUCAAUUUCUGGUUGAGCUUCGUAUGGAAAUUCUGCCCAUGGCCCAGGACAUGUGGAACUCGGACUUUGCUACCCAGUCGUCGAGCCCCAUCGUCAGAUUGUUGAUCGAUAUCCUGCGUGCAUCUCUGGAUGGCGAAUACGAAGUGAAUGUUAUGAAAAGGUCAGAUGCGCGGCCUCUUUUGGCAGAGACACCCAAGAAGCCGUUCGUGGUUCACAAAGACCGAGCAGCCGCCCUGGUUGACAAAGGAUUCAAGGAUGUUGAUCUCAACAAAGAAGCCCUCUAUCGUUGCAACAACAUCUUGAAUGCAGCCGAAGAAUAUUGCAGGGCGCAAAGUUGGCUACGAAACCCUCCCAGAGUUCAUCCAAACCCCAACGAUAUUCAAACUGGAUCGCCUGAGAUCGCUUCUGGUGUGGACCCCCUGGAGGAUCCUGGCUUUGGAGAAGUGCCCCAGUCUUUCACCGCUGGCGGCGACCUGUCACGCUCUGCUCUGACCAUGCUUCUGGCUCAAGCGACUGGCGGACCAAUGACCGAUUCGAUGCGCCGGAUUGAUUCCUUGGUGGCUGGAAGAGAUGCGGAUGCUGAGACGCCUGGCCGGCCAGCUGGAAACCUGGGCAGAAUUCUCGACGGCGAUGAUAUGGACGACAGUGAUGAACCAGCCGGAUCAUCGCACCAGAGUGGACCCGAGAGUCGCGCUGCCGGAGGAAGCUCCUUUGAAGGACAACCAGUCCAAACCCGCCAGGUGGUCACCAUCGAAGACCUUGAAGCUGAGAGAGAAAAGAUUAGGUCCAAUCUGAUUGAACGGGCCCUUGACAUUCUGAACGAACAUCAUGACGUCUCUUUCGAAUUGUCUGAUCUGAUCUCGUCAGCCAUUAGGAAGCACCCAGAGCCUGAGAGUUUCCGCCGAGAUAUUGGAGAGACCCUUGUGCAAUCGCUGGUUUCCCUGCAGAUGGAAAACUUCCAGACAGCUGGAAAAAAGAUUGCUGCUUAUGCUCACAUCCUCGCACUGACGCUUCAAGAUCGUGAGAUGUACACUGCAACCCUCGAAGAGCUGAAGGAUUGCUUCUCGACUUUCCUCGGGUUUAUCAAACUCCCAACGCCCGAGAAGGCUGACCAGGAAUCAUUCCCUUGGGUUGGACAUGUUCUCCUUAUCCUCGAAAAGUUGCUGUCUGAUGACUGCCAGCCACCCCAGAUUGCGUGGACCCAACCAGCCAGUGUGGAUGACACCGUUGGUAACGAUGAGCCCGCCCGACUCGAAGAGCCCCUUGUGUCAGCCGACGAGAAGACCCAGCUCUUUGAAGCUCUUGUCGAGAUCCUACCCCGAGUGGGCAAGGAUGACACCCUGGCGCUGUCUAUUUGCCGUGUUCUUGUCAUUCUCACUCGCCAGCGUAGCAUCGCUGCCCGCUUUGGUGAGAAGCGUAAUCUCCAGCGCCUAUUUGUGAUGGUCAAACAGCUUUCAAGUGCUACAAAUGAUAAGCUGCAAAGCGCGUUCAUGCUGAUUCUCCGCCACAUUGUUGAAGACGAAGCUACUAUUCGCCAGAUCAUGCGGAGUGAGAUUGUUGCCAACUUCGAGUCCAAAACCUCUCGCCAGGUUGACACCACUGGAUACGUGCGCCAGAUGUAUCAUCUUGUGCUAAGAGCUCCUGAUAUUUUCGUGGAGGUGACGAAUGAGAAACUGCGGUUGCUACGCUUUGACCCUCACUCUCGCCCGCAAGUUCUUGGACUCAAGGCCGACAAAGAACGUCAAGAUCGCCUGCGUCAAGGAAAGAAACCCGAGGAAAUCAAGUCCGAGUCAUCUGAGACAGGUGAGGCCUUUACGACCGAUGACGCGGAGAAGGACAAGGGUAAGGGCCCAGCCAAGAGUGCAGAGUUGAAGGCCCCAGUCGUGGAGAACCCAGACGGUGUCAUUCAUUACCUGCUGUCCGAGCUUCUGUCCUACAAGGAUGUGGACGACAAGGAGUCUGCCCUUGAAUCCUCGGAGCAGCCCGCUGAUCAGCAGUCUGACACUCAAACUGACGUUGAGAUGGCUGGAGAUGAACCCACUCCAUCGGUUUCUAGCACCGCUGAAGCACAACCCACUCGCGGCUCGAAGAAGGGAGAGAAGCCCCAAUUCAAGGCCGACGAUCACCCGAUUUACAUUUAUCGCUGCUUGCUCCUUCAGUGUCUGACUGAACUGCUCUCCUCCUACAAUCGGACCAAGGUUGAGUUCAUCAACUUCUCCCGCAAGGCCGAUCCUUUGGCUACUACACCUUCCAAGCCACGGUCUGGCAUUCUCAACUACUUGUUGAACGUGCUUGUUCCCCUUGGUACGAUGGAACACGAUGAGACCUUGGCGUUCAAGAAGCGCAGCAUCACAUCUACAUGGACCAUGCAAGUACUUGUUGCUCUUUGCACCAAGACUGGUGAAUUUGGUGGCGUUGGCAGACGUCGCACUGAGCCCAAGUAUGAGGAAGACGAGCCGGAGCUUGCUUUUGUCCGCCGUUUUGUGCUGGAGCAUGCUCUCCGGUCCUACAAGGACGCAAUGGCUUCAAAUGAGCCUCUGGACGCAAAGUACUCCAAGCUUAUGUCUCUUGCCGACCUCUUUGACAAAAUGCUCAGUGGCUACUCUUUCACCAACGAUGCAGGCUUCCCAACCUCAACGAGACAGCUUGCAAAGACCAUGUUCGAGAAACACUUCAUCCCCGCGCUUACUGCUUCAGUUGCCGAUGUCGACUUGAACUUCCCUUCGUCAAAGCGCGUCAUCAAAUACAUUCUUCGCCCAUUGAACAAGCUUACUCAAACUGCCGUUCUCUUGAGCGAGAACUCCGAUAUCUCCUCGUCCCUUGGCGAAACCGAGGACGAUGAGAUCUCUUCGGCAACCUCCGUAUCUGACAUGGAAGAUGAACGUGAGGAAACACCCGAUCUUUUCCGCCACUCUACUCUCGGUAUGCUGGAACCUCGCCACGAGGAAGAGACCAGCAGCGAGGAGUCGGAGGGAGAGGAUGAGGACAUGUACGAAGACGAGUAUGAUGAGGAGAUGGACUACGAUGAAGAAAUGCCUGAAGACGAUGGCGAAGUCGUCAGCGACGAAGAUGACGAUGGCGUUGGUCCAAUUGAAGGUCUCUCUGGCGAUGCAGUUGAAGUCAUUCUCGACGAAGAUGACGAUGACGACGAGGACGACGACGACGAUGAAGACCACGACCACUCGGACAUGGAUGAUGACAUGUACGCGGGUGAAAUCCCCGGUGACCGGGACAAUGAAAGCCUUGAAGACGGAGAGGAGGAUGAAUGGGAGAGCGAGGAAAUGACCGAAGAUGAAGAAGAGGUCGAAAUGAUGAACCAGUACGAAGACGAGAUGGCCGAUAUGAGACAAAAUCGCGGCCACGGCGACGAACAUCGCAUUGGCGACCUCUUCCGUGCCCUUAAUGAGGCUGCUGGAGGCGUUGAUGAUCUCCAUGGAGACGGCCUCGGUGGUGACAUCCACGAAGAAAUCCUCGAUGACCUCGACGAAGAUGGUGCGCCGCCCCUCCCUACUGCAGCCCCCCCUACUGCCCUCUCUACCGCAGUCAUCCCUACCCUACGCCGGCUUUCAACGCUGUUGCUGACCACCCAUCUAGUUGAGGAUGAAGACGAAAUGGACGAACUUGAAGAGGAUAUCGAUGGCUUCGACGGCGAGGAAGGAUCCUACGGUGAUAUGGAAGACGACGAUCUUCUUGAGCCGUGGGGAUGGGAAGGCGAUGAGCCUCCAAUGCCUCGCGCAGGACAUCACCACAACCGCUUCCGUGGUGGCGCGCCCCCAGCCUGGGCUGCUGUUACCGAAAUCAUGCCCGGCCGCGGCUCGGGUCUUGUCCCUAUUCAGCCUUAUCAGCGUGUCCACAGAACCCAGAUUCCCUCCCGCGGAGACAAUGACGGAACUAACCCCUUACUUGUUCGGACUGAUCGUCCAGAGACCGCCGUUCCAUCUCGUGGAGCCAAUACUGACCCCUUUGCUGAUUGGGGUCAGUCCAUGGACCCAGCUGGUGGCCGAGUUGUUGCAAUGGACAGCCCCAUCAGCUUCAUGAACGCCAUCAUGCAGGCCAUUGGCGGACAGGCUGCCCCAGGUUUCGGUGUGGUUACUCGUCCAGACGGUAUCCAUGUCCAUGUCGACAGACGCGCAGUUUUACCCGGCCGCAUCCAGGAUAUGCUUGGAAUUCCUCGCGGAUCGGGCCCUCCGGCUCGCACUCGUGGCGAUGAUCCUCACACUGCUGUCAAGUUUGGUCUGGGUACCACCCGAACCCGCUGGCAAGAGGAGGCUCGCAUUCUCUUCAACAGCCAGUAUGUUGAGAGAUGCCAGCGUAUCGUCAACUCCAUUAUGAAGGCCCUCGUUCCUACUUCAAUGGCAGAGGAAAAGAUCCGCACGAAGCAGGUGGAAGAGGAGCGCAGGCGCAUUCUGGACGAACGCGCCGAGCAAGAACGCCAAGAUCGCGAGGCCAAGCGAAAGUUGCAGGAAGAAAAUGCUCGGCUCGAAGCUGAAAGGCAACAACAGGAGGCUGAGCGUCAAGCCGAACGCCAAGCCGCUGCGGUCGAUGAGCCCAUGGAGGAUGUUCAACCAACCGAACCCCCUGCUGAAGCCACCUCAUCUGCUCAGCCUGAAGCUCAGCCUGAAGCUCAACCCGAAGCCCAGCCGGCCGAGCCUGCCCCUCGGGUCCACACAAACAUUAGAGGCCGUCAGCUCGAUAUCACCGGUCUCGAGAUUGACCCUGAAUAUCUGGAGGCUCUGCCCGAGGAACUCCGCGAGGAGGUUAUCAUGCAGCAACUUGCCGAACAGCGAUCCCAAGCUGCCGCUGCUGGCGAGGAGCCUACUGAGAUCAAUCAAGAAUUCCUGGAAGCAUUGCCUGCGGAGAUUCGUGAGGAACUUUUGCAACAAGAAGCGGCCGAUCGACGCCGGCGCGAACGUGAUGCUGCCCGUCGACAGGCGCAGAGUGCCGCUGGCGCUGGUGCAGCUGCUCCUCCUGCUCACGCCGAAGAUAUGGAUGCUGCCAGUUUCCUCGCUACCCUCGAUCCUUCGUUGCGACAGGCUGUCCUUGCGGAUCAACCAGAGGAUGUUCUCGCAACUCUGGGGCCCGAGUACUUGACCGAGGCCCGCGCUAUGGGUGGUGGUAGCCGACGCAUGGCUCAGUUCGGUGACAUGAGCGCCGUCGACCGGCAGAGAAAUGAAUCUUCUGAAGACCAGGAGCCAAAGAAACAACAGAGACGUCAAAUUGUUCAAAUGCUUGACAAGGCUGGUAUUGCAACCCUUCUUCGACUGAUGUUUAUGCCUCUCCAUGGUAACGCUCGCCAUCAAUUAAACGACAUUCUUCACAACGUGUGUGAGAACCGCCAGAACCGCAGUGAGGUGAUCAGCCUUCUUCUGUCGGUUUUACAGGAUGGCAGCGUUGAUUCUACCGCCAUUGAGCGCAGCUUCUCUCACCUGUCACUGCGUGCAAAGGCACCAGGAGCACAAAAGACGCCCCAGGCUGUCAAGCGAAACAUGGCUAUUCAGACUUCUUCCAGUGUUAGCAGCGACGUGACCCCGAUCAUGGUCAUCCAACAAUGCUUAGGGACACUCUCGUUCCUGUCGCAGUUCAACCCUCACAUUGCUUGGUUCUUCUUGACCGAGCAUGACUCUGCCUCAUCCGCUAAGCUGAAGGCAAUCCGCAAGGGCAAGGGCAAGGAAAACCGAGCUAACAAGUUCGCCCUGAAUGCUCUGCUUUCUCUCUUGGACCGGAAGUUGAUCAUGGAAAGCCCCAACUGCAUGGAGCAACUGUCAAGUCUCCUUAGCAGCAUCACUCAGCCGCUGACUGUUCUCCUUCGCCGCGAGAAGGAGCGUCAGGAAGAGAAGGGCAAGAAGCCCGAGGACGCGCCAGUCGAAGGAUCUAUCGAAGAGCCUGCCCAAGCCGGCGAUUCUGGCAUGGAUACGUCUAUGACCGAUGCUCCUCUGCCCACCGUCGAGACCACUGAGAUCACUGGCCAAGAAGCCACAGAGGGCGGAGAGGACGAAGAUAAGAAGCCCGAGGAGUCGAAGGAGCCCGCCGAGGAUGAGAAGCGCAAGAAGCGUUCCAUUGAGCCUCCUGUCGUCCCUGACCACAACUUCCGUCUGGUUGUUCACAUUCUUGCUGCUCGUGAAUGCAAUGGCAAGACGUUCCGCGAUACUCUUUCCACCAUCAACAACCUUAGCGCUGUUCCCGGAGCUCGUGACGUGAUCGGCAGUGAGCUGGUCGCUCAAGCACAGGCCCUCAGUGAUACCAUUUUGGGUGACCUCGAAGACCUCCUUCCUCAUAUCCAUCAGGCCAAGACUGGCACUGAUAUGCAAGGUCUGGCCCUGGCCAAGUUCUCGCCCGCUAGUUCAGACCAGGCUAAGCUUUUGCGUAUCCUGACGGCUCUCGACUACCUGUUUGAUCCUACCCGAGUAGACAAGUCCAAGGGCAGUGAGCCCGAGUCUGCUCCUAAGGAGGAUGUGCUCAAGAGACUUUAUGAGAGCGCGACCUUCGGACCCCUGUGGACCAAGCUCAGCGACUGCUUGACUGUCAUCCGCCAAAAGGAGAACAUGCUGAACGUGGCUACUAUUCUCCUGCCUCUUAUCGAGGCACUGAUGGUUGUCUGCAAGAACACUACUUUGAAGGACCAGCCCCUGUCUCGCGGUAGCCGCGAACUGUCCGUGAACAGCGCCCCGGCUGACAAUGGUCUCAGCAUGGAGAACCUCUUCUUCAAGUUCACAGAGGAGCAUCGCAAGAUCCUCAAUGAGCUUGUCCGCCAGAAUCCUCGUCUGAUGAGCGGCACAUUCUCCCUCUUGGUGAAGAACCCCAAGGUCCUGGAAUUCGAUAACAAGCGCAACUACUUCACCCGCCGUGUCCACUCCCGUGGCGCCGAGCCGCGCCACCCUCAUCCCCCUCUCCAGCUUUCCGUGCGAAGAGACCAAGUCUUCCUUGACUCGUUCAAGUCCUUGUACUUUAAGAGCGCGGAUGAGUUGAAGUAUGGCAAAUUGAAUGUACGAUUCCACGGCGAGGAAGGUGUCGAUGCUGGUGGUGUGACCAGAGAAUGGUUCCAGGUUCUUGCCCGUGGCAUGUUCAACCCUAACUACGCCUUGUUCAUUCCUGUUGCGUCCGACCGAACCACUUUCCACCCCAACCGUCUCAGUGGUGUCAACUCAGAGCAUCUCAUGUUCUUCAAGUUCAUUGGACGCAUUAUUGGUAAGGCUUUGUACGAAGGCCGUGUUCUUGACUGUCACUUCAGUCGAGCGGUCUAUAAGAAUAUUCUCUCCCGAUCUGUGUCUAUCAAGGACAUGGAGACGCUCGACUUGGACUACUAUAAGUCUCUCCUCUGGAUGCUGGAGAAUGACAUAACCGAUAUCAUCACCGAGACCUUCGCCAUUGAAACCGAUGACUUUGGCGAGAAGCAAGUUAUCGAUCUGAUUCCAGGUGGCCGCGAUAUCCCCGUCACCCAGGAGAACAAGGAGCAGUACGUCCAGCGCGUGGUUGAAUACCGCCUGGUGGAGUCUGUCCGAGAGCAAUUGGACAACUUCCUUAAGGGCUUCCACGAGAUUAUUCCUCGAGACCUGAUCUCCAUCUUCAAUGAACAGGAGCUGGAACUUCUGAUUUCCGGUCUUCCUGAGAUCGACGUUGACGAGUGGAAGAACAACACCGAGUACCACAAUUACUCCGCCUCGUCCUCGCAGAUCCAGUGGUUCUGGCGUGCCGUUCGCUCGUUCGACAAAGAAGAGCGUGCCAAACUUCUACAAUUCGUCACUGGAACCAGUAAGGUUCCCCUCAAUGGUUUCAAGGAGCUUGAGGGUAUGAACGGCGUGAGCAAGUUCAACAUCCACCGCGACUAUGGCAACAAGGAUCGCCUUCCCAGCUCGCACACAUGCUUCAACCAGCUUGAUCUUCCUGAAUAUGAAAGUUAUGAGGAUCUCCGCCAACGUCUCUACACGGCUAUGACUGCCGGAAGCGAGUACUUCGGAUUUGCAUAG